This is a messenger RNA of Microsporum canis CBS 113480, 1995 nucleotides long. RefSeq lists its product as hypothetical. Gene Ontology annotation, molecular function: zinc ion binding; flavin adenine dinucleotide binding; oxidoreductase activity, acting on CH-OH group of donors. Gene Ontology annotation, biological process: regulation of DNA-templated transcription. Lineage: Eukaryota; Fungi; Ascomycota; Eurotiomycetes; Onygenales; Arthrodermataceae. The record is from RefSeq and is a predicted model, not a curated record. The coding region runs from base 1 to 1995 and encodes 664 amino acids. The transcript is spliced from 8 exons.
AUGGCUUCGUCUGAUGGUACAGUGACCUCUACCAAUAUUUCGCCAUUCCCGUUCAGCGUGGCCCAGUCAAGACGGACAACAUGCGACAUGUGUCGUGAACGCAAAGUGCGCUGCGAUCGAGGGAAACCAGAAUGUGGACGGUGCAAGAAAACCCUUAAAGGGGGCCAGAAAUGCACAUAUCCAUCUACAGGUGGAGAGGCCGCCAAGUUUAACUCCGCACUGCGGAGCCUCCACGCACGUCUAGCGCAAGCGGAGUCAAUGCUUCAGGAACGAGGAGUUUUGUUUUCAAAAGACACUGAAUUAGGGUCCUUAUCGGAGUUUUCAAACCUCUCUCGUGGGCUAUCAAACGAUAUCGAUCUAGGGGAUGUUCCUUUGGACUUUGGAUCAUGGGAGGAUGCUACUACUGAUUUUGACUCCAUGGACGGAUUUUUUGAUGGCCCAUCGCUGCCGGAGCUGAAGACAGAUUCGCCAUCUACUAGGAUGACUGCGCCAUACUGCCCAAGCCCUGAGAUAUUAUUGAACGUUGGCCAGAUAUCUGAAGAGACGAUGCAAAGCCUCUUCCAAGCAUAUUAUGAUCUCGUGCAAAAGCAUUUGCAAUUGAUUGGCCAAAUGGAACCUUUACAGUCCACAUUGAGCGUAAACACUCACCAAGGUCAGGCGCUGCGGUAUGCGGUGGGCAUGGCUGGAGCCAAUACUUGUGAAAACUCACAACAUCUUCAACAGCAGUGCUAUGUUGCUGCGAGGUUCCAUCUUGAAAUGGCCGAAACGCAAACAGACAGCUCUUCAUUGUUGAGCCUGGAGACCGUGCAAGCUUUAAUACUCGUGGCUCGAUUUGAAUUUACGCAUGCCAGGGAGGCAACGGCACUGAUAACCACUGCGCGACUAUCGCGCCUGUUAAGUUUACUAGGAUAUGAUAAACUGGGUGGUUACGAUGCCCGAACAGACAAGGACGGAGUUCUCAGCCCUGUCAGACUCGAGGAGAUGAAGCGUACAUUUUGGAUCGCAUUCCUGAUAAAGUGUCACGCAUCUACCCGAUGCCCUGGCUGGGAACCAAUUGCGAUAGAUGAGAAGGCAUCUUUCCUUGGUCCAAUCAUUGGCGAAAGUGAAAAGAUAGGUAUCUCAGCCGCCAACUCUAUGUGUGAUGUACUUCUACAAGCUGAUGUACUAAGUGCAAGCCAGGCCCCGAUAUACAAAGAAAUGAGCCUAUUCAUUAUGCCGCCUCUCGCAUUAGCUGCUAAUAUCCAACUCCGCGUGUUAGAAAACUGGAAAAAAAGCACUGGACUGAAUAAUCACAACACUAGCCGCGAGAUCCGACUUUCUCUUAAAACGAUCUAUAGCGCUAUGAAUGCCUUUAAGGACUCGACGAGCCAGUACGAGCCACAUAUCACUAAAUGUCGGGAAUUUUUGGAUAGUAUACAGUUUGGGGAACCGUUUACCCCAGAGUUCGUAUGUCUUGAGUCGACGUCUUAUUACGGCUUGAUGCCAAGUCAGAUGAAUAUUCGACCAGGAGGAAAGACCCCCAUAAACCUGGCAUACAGCCAGCAGCGCCCUGAAAAUUAUACUUCAGUGAUGGUUGGCCUUAACCAUCCAUUAUCUCGCGGUAGUGUCCACAUUGGAAGUAGUGGCCCAAUGGCUAGCCCUACGAUCGAUCCUGGUUACUUGUCUCAUCCACUAGAUAUGGAGAUUCUCGUCCCUGGGACACAGUUCAUUGAGAACAUCAUCAACCAGCAGGAGAUAAAACGACUUUUGAAAGGCGGCCGCCUUCCUUCGCUUGCUUGCAAUCUUGCGGACAUAGAAAUCGCGAAACAGGUUACAAAAGAGAGGCUGUGGACAACUUAUCAUCCCUCUUGUACCUGCGCGAUGAUGCCUAAAGAUUUGGGAGGGGUGGUGAACGAUCGUCUAGUCGUUCAUGGCAAUAUUCAGGCAACUGUAUAUGCCGUGGCAGAGCGUGCAAGCGACUUGAUCAAGGAGGACUGGGCCCGCUGUAGCAGUUAA